CCCGGGAGUAAAUAAAACCAGCCAUUGGACCGCUGUUCUGCUUGUUUCUCUCUCUUGCGUCGGUCGGCUGGUUCGUCAGUACACUCGCCGAUAAGCUCGCGGCCAGCGACGAAGAGGAAAGGGCCGGCCCGCCUUUUCUCUCUCUGGGGGAUCCGAAUCCGGUCCACCCGGGAGUGCAACAGAGGUUGCAUACAUGGACGAUUCCCUCACAAGUUCUUGGAUGACCAGCUUGUGUGGGAGCCCAGUUUGCACCAGCCAAGAUGUAGUUUCAUGCGCCUUCGUGGAAAUAUUCGACUCUUCCACUUGCAUGAAUCAUCUGGUGGCGACGGGCAUCGUCUUGCUGUUAGUGGUCGUUCUCAUACUCCAAUUGCUUGUCAAAAUUCCAAAGAGCAGAGCGUCCCCGCAGCAGCUUGUCGCUCUCGGCUCACCACUAAAGCUGGCUGCAGUAGUGUUCAAUGGCUGCCUGGGUUUGGUUUAUCUUGGGCUGGGACUCUGGAUGCUGUGGACUAACUUCAAUCAGGGUGCCUCAGUUUUCCUGACACACUGGUGGCUUGUAACAUUAUCUCAAGGAUUUGGUCUGAUCCUUACCAGCUUUGCUUUCAGCAUCAGGCCUCGGUUCCUCGGGGCAGCAUUUGUUCGAUUUUGGUCGGUUUCGGUGACCAUCUAUGCAGCAUUCAUCAGUUGUUCCUCGGUUCUUCACCUUAUCGCAGAUAAGGCGAUCACCGUCAAGGCUUGUUUAGAUGUUCUGUCCCUACCAGGUGCAGUUCUCCUUCUUCUUUAUGGCAUUUGUCGCGCCCAGGAUGAAGAGGGUUAUGUAGGAAAUGGAAAUGGUCUCUACAGGCCCCUGAACACCGAGGCAGACAGUGAAAUAGCUAAUCCAAUCAGUCAGGUAACUCCUUUUGCUAAAGCUGGUUUUUUCAGCAAGAUGUCAUUUUGGUGGUUGAAUCCUUUAAUGAAUAUGGGUUAUGAGAAGACCCUCGAGGACAAAGACAUUCCACUCUUAGGUGCCACAGAUCGAGCAGAGUACCAAUACUUCACGUUCGGGGAGAAGCUGAACAGCAAGAAGCAUUCCCAGUCAAAUGCCACUCCAUCAAUCUUCUGGACUAUUGUUUCUUGUCACAGGCAUGAGAUCAUGGUCUCAGGUUUCUUUGCUUUGCUCAAAGUUCUCACCAUAUCUACAGGCCCAUUGCUUCUCAAGGCAUUCAUCAAUGUAUCAAUUGGGAAAGGGACAUUUAAAUAUGAAGGUUAUGUGCUUGCUGCGAUAAUGUUCGUCUGCAAAUGCUGUGAAUCGUUAUCGCAGAGACAGUGGUAUUUUCGCACUCGGAGAUUAGGAUUGCAGAUGAGGUCAUUCCUGUCAGCAGCUAUUUACAAGAAACAGCAGAAACUAUCAAACACAGCAAAAAUAAAACACUCUUCUGGAGAAAUUAUGAACUAUGUGACUGUCGAUGCCUACCGGAUUGGGGAAUUCCCAUACUGGUUCCAUCAAACAUGGACAACAAGUGUUCAACUUUGCCUUGCUCUGGUAAUUCUAUAUAAUGCGGUCGGUGCUGCAAUGGUUUCAUCGUUGGUUGUCAUCAUUGUCACAGUACUCUGCAAUGCUCCAUUGGCCAGACUGCAACACAAGUUUCAGAGUAAACUUAUGGAAGCACAAGACGUGAGAUUGAAGGCCAUGUCUGAGUCCUUAGUUCAUAUGAAGGUCUUGAAACUUUAUGCAUGGGAAGCUCACUUCAAGAAGGUCAUUGAGGGGUUGAGGGAGGUUGAGUACAAAUGGUUGUCAGCAUUCCAGCUUAGGAGGGCAUACAACAGUUUCUUGUUCUGGUCAUCACCUGUUUUGGUUUCGGCCGCAACCUUUCUAACAUGCUAUCUUUUGAAUAUACCUCUUGAUGCUAGCAACGUCUUUACCUUCGUGGCAACUCUGAGACUCGUGCAAGAACCAGUUAGGUCAAUGCCAGAUGUUAUUGGAGUUGUGAUACAAGCUAAGGUUGCUUUUACUCGGAUAGAGAAGUUUCUUGAUGCACCCGAGCUGAAUGGGAAAGUCAGGAAGAAAUACUGUGUGGGCAUCGAUUACCCAAUAACAAUGAACUUGUGCAAUUUCUCAUGGGAUGAAAAUCCAUCAAAACCAAAUCUAAAGAAUAUAAAUUUGGUAGUCAAAGCUGGAGAAAAGGUUGCAAUUUGUGGAGAGGUAGGAUCAGGUAAGUCUACGCUUUUGGCUGCUGUACUCGGAGAGGUCCCUAGAACUGAAGGCACGAUUCAAGUUUGUGGGAAAAUAGCAUAUGUUUCUCAGAAUGCAUGGAUCCAAACAGGAACCGUGCAAGAAAAUAUUCUAUUUGGAUCUUCUAUGGACAUGCAAAGAUACCAAGAAACACUGGUGAGGUGCUCGUUAGUAAAGGACUUUGAAAUGCUGCCAUAUGGAGACCUUACUGAGAUUGGGGAGCGAGGGGUAAACCUUAGUGGUGGUCAGAAGCAGCGGGUUCAGCUUGCUCGUGCUCUAUACCAAAAUGCAGACAUUUAUCUUCUGGAUGACCCUUUCAGUGCUGUUGAUGCCCAUACAGCAACAAGUCUCUUUAAUGAAUAUGUCAUGGGUGCUCUAUCAGACAAGACAGUUCUUUUGGUGACCCACCAAGUGGAUUUUCUACCUGUAUUUGACAUCAUUCUGUUAAUGUCAGAUGGAGAGGUUAUCCGUUCUGCACCUUAUCAAGAUCUAUUGGCAGAUUGUCAAGAAUUCAAAGACCUUGUAAAUGCCCAUAAAGAUACUAUUGGUGUUUCAGAUCUUAAUAAUACGUCCCCUCACAGAGCAAAGGGAAUAUCAAUAAUGGAGACGAAUGAUAUCCUCGGAAGCAGGUAUAUAGGACCUGUGAAGUCGUCACCAGUCGAUCAACUGAUUAAGAAAGAAGAAAGAGAAACCGGGGAUACAGGUCUUAAACCGUAUAUGAUUUACCUGCGUCAGAACAAAGGAUUCAUGUAUGCCUCGUUUUGUGCUAUUUCUCACAUUGUCUUCAUUGCCGGGCAAAUAACACAGAAUUCAUGGAUGGCUGCUAAUGUCCAAAAUCCUCAUGUUAGUACACUGAAGUUAAUUUCUGUGUACAUUGCUAUUGGAGUUUGCACCAUGUUCUUUUUGUUAUCAAGAUCAUUAUGUGUCGUCGUUCUCGGGAUCCAGACAUCAAGAUCCUUAUUUUCUCAGUUACUUAAUUCAUUGUUCCGUGCACCGAUGUCCUUUUUUGAUUGUACUCCUCUAGGAAGGGUUCUUAGCCGGGUCUCUUCAGAUUUGAGUAUUGUUGACCUUGAUGUUCCAUUUACCUUCAUGUUUAGUGUCAGCGCCAGCUUAAAUGCAUAUAGCAAUCUAGGGGUAUUGGCUGUUGUCACUUGGGAAGUUCUGUUUGUAUCCGUGCCAAUGAUAGUUUUGGCAAUUAGGUUGCAGAGGUACUAUCUAGCCUCGGCUAAGGAAUUGAUGCGAAUUAAUGGCACUACCAAGUCUGCUCUAGCAAAUCACUUAGGUGAAUCGAUUUCAGGGGCUAUAACAAUAAGGGCCUUUGAGGAAGAAGAUCGUUUCUUUGCUAAAAAUUUGGAUCUCAUUGACAAAAAUGCCAGUCCAUAUUUCUAUAAUUUUGCAGCAACUGAAUGGUUGAUUCAACGCCUGGAAAUAAUGAGUGCUGCCGUUCUUUCCUUUUCUGCCUUUGUCAUGGCUCUUCUUCCUCCAGGAACUUUUAGCCCUGGUUUUGUGGGGAUGGCAUUGUCCUAUGGUCUUUCGUUAAAUAUGUCAUUUGUUUUCUCUAUUCAAAAUCAAUGCAACCUUACGAAUCAAAUAAUUUCGGUGGAACGGGUGAACCAGUACAUGGACAUAAAAAGUGAAGCAGCAGAAGUUAUUGAAGAAAACCGACCCGCACCUGAUUGGCCCCAAGUUGGCAGCGUAGAGCUUAGAGAUUUGAAGAUUAGGUAUAGGGAAGAUUCCCCCCUUGUACUACAUGGAGUUACUUGCAAGUUUGAAGGUGGAGAUAAGAUUGGUAUAGUCGGUCGGACAGGAAGUGGAAAAACAACUUUAAUUGGUGCAUUGUUUCGUCUUGUUGAACCCACGGGAGGGAAAAUAAUUAUAGACUCUUUGGACAUCACUACGAUAGGCUUACAUGACCUGCGUUCGCGUUUGGGUAUCAUUCCACAAGAUCCAACACUUUUUCAGGGUACAGUAAGAUAUAAUCUUGAUCCUCUUGGGCAAUUCUCGGAUCAACAAAUAUGGGAGGUUCUUGACAAAUGUCAACUUCUUGAAGUUGUCCGGGAGAAGGAACAGGGAUUGGAUUCACAUGUUGUGGAGGACGGGUCAAACUGGAGCAUGGGCCAAAGGCAGCUCUUCUGUCUGGGACGGGCACUUUUGAGAAGGUGUCGUAUCUUAGUUCUUGAUGAAGCUACAGCCUCUAUAGACAAUGCAACAGAUGUUGUCCUUCAGAAAACAAUCCGGACAGAAUUCAAGUAUUGCACUGUUAUUACAGUCGCCCACCGUAUACCGACAGUUAUGGACUGUGAUAUGGUACUUGCAAUGAGCGAUGGGAGAGUUGUGGAGUAUGACAAACCUACGAAGCUCAUGGAAACUGAAGGGUCUCUUUUCCAUGAGCUGGUCAAGGAGUAUUGGUCAUACACAUCAAACGGAAACAUUUAGGAGUGAGUAUUGAUUGCAUGGGUUUUUUGCUGCAGGUUUUCAAGAGAUAACCAUAAAUCAGCUGAAAGAAAGAGAUAUGCUUGCCUCGAAGCAAAAGAUAUAAAGUAAUCUCUGCUUCACACCUCACAGCAAUUAAUCUAUUGUGAAUCUGAAGGACAGAUAGUGACAUCUGCCAGUUUGUAUGGAUUUCGUUUUUGCUAUCUAUUGCUACUUGAAACACUGAGCGACAUAUGGCAAACCGUUACCGUCCUUCAGAAUUGCUGAAGCUGAACAUAGCACAUCUCUGAAGAAUUCCUUGCUCCAGCAAUCAGAUAUUAUGCGAACUGCAUAGGAGUAGGACUCGUAGCCAAGUGUGUAGUUUUCACAUUACCUUACAUUGUACACGUUCUUUGAUUUUCUCUAUAGUAAGUGAAAAGCCAAAAACACACUCAAAAGGUUUAACAGUUUUUGACCUUCUGUUAUUUUGGUGUUGUUGUCUUAAUAAUGAUUGUGUAUUUACCAUUGAACCUGUGGAUUUUUGCUGGAAUCUUUAAUGAUGUGGUUUUUAUUGUUUUAA
Messenger RNA from Brachypodium distachyon (stiff brome), 5204 nucleotides. RefSeq names its product ABC transporter C family member 10. The transcript has 13 exons. NCBI's taxonomy places the organism in Eukaryota, Viridiplantae, Streptophyta, Magnoliopsida, Poales, Poaceae. The record is from RefSeq and is a predicted model, not a curated record. Gene Ontology annotation, molecular function: ATP hydrolysis activity; ATP binding; ABC-type transporter activity. Gene Ontology annotation, biological process: transmembrane transport. Bases 194 to 4648 code for a protein of 1484 amino acids. Gene Ontology annotation, cellular component: plant-type vacuole; vacuolar membrane.